AUGUUAUGGAUACGAGACAAUGUGCAUCACGUUAACGUCGUUCGAUUUUUUGGAUUAAGCGAACUGGACGGUGAGCGUUAUGUCAUCGGUGAAUAUUGUGCCAAGGGAACAAUGACUGACGUUCUCAAAGAUGGCAAAUAUAACCUAAAUAACGAUUUUAAAUUUUCCUUAGCAUUUGAUAUAGUUGCUGGCAUGGCUUUUCUUCAUAAUAACGGCAUCAUUCACGGUCAUCUUACAUCAACCCAUUGUUUCAUUGACUCUCGAUGGACAGUCAAAAUAGGCGAUUGGGAAUAUCUUAAACUGUUACAACAUGUUAAAAAGCAUAAAAAUCCUUUCACAUACUUAAGAAAAACUGCUGUUGACAUUGGCAAACAUGCAGCAGCUUAUCUAGACUUCUGGGUGGCACCGGAAGUCCUCAGAUCCGAUCUUGAAAUUCUGUGUUCUCAAUCUGGUGAUGCCUACAGCUUUGCUAUAAUUUUACAAGAGAUAUUUACUCGAGAAGAUCCUUACGCAGAGCACGUCGAUCAUUUGACCCCAGAACAAGUCAUCAAAGCUGUUGUUGAUAACAAUCUGCGACCACAACCUUCUGAUGACACGCCGAUACGAGUUCGUCAGAUCAUGGAAAUAGCUUGGUCAGAAAACGCCGCCUCCAGACCCAGUUUUGAUCAAAUAGCAAAAAUGUUACGACAAUGUCGGCAUUCAAGGAAGUCAGUGCUCGAUUCAAUGAUGGAGGCGAUGGAAGAAUAUACUGAUCAUCUUGAAUCGAGAAUUGAGGAACGAACUUCGGAGCUAUUUGUAGCCAAAUCGAACAUUCAGCACAUGCUUAAGGACGUUAUUCCACCACAUUUGAUUUCCAAAUUAACAAACGGUGAAACUAUCGAGACUAAAGUCCAUGCUAUGUUAGGAGUCGUUCUGGUGGAGAUUUCUAACAUGAGAGAUCUAGUAGAGACGGCCUCUGCACAAGAUAUUAUAGUGUUUCUGAAUGAAACUCAUACCGAACUAGAAAAGAUUUUCAGUAGGUAUGACGCCUACCGCACCAAUCUUCAAGGCGAUACAUUUACUGUGACUUUAGGCUUAAAUAAAGAUAUGAAAAAUGAACCCAAAACUGCUGAGGAGAUUCCACAUUUGUGUCUCGAUUUGUUAAAUUUAAAGAAUAAGGUUCAUUCAUGUGCUAGUUUGCAAGAAUCAUUUGAACUUAAAGUGUCUGCGCAUGCCGGAAGUGUAGUAACCGGUGUGAUUGGAUCUGGCUCACCAAAAUUCGUGACUCUUGGAGAGACAACUGACGUGUUAAAACUUUUAUCUAAUAUUACAAUUGCACAGAAAUGCUUGAUAUCGAAAACUGUACAAAGCCUGUUUGAGAAGAGCACUACUUUUGAUCUGGAAAAUGGCGAAGACAUAACCUUCAAGGUAGUGUAUCUUUUGAAAGUUAUACUCCCUAUAGUGGCGUUUCUACAGGGGGUGGGCAUGGUUCUUACGUGGUCCCAUCACCUAAUGUUUCAUAGAAACGCCACAGGCCUGAUUAUUUCAUCAUCAUUUCGUUUUACCAACUGA
This is a messenger RNA of Lottia gigantea (owl limpet), 1551 nucleotides long. RefSeq lists its product as hypothetical. Gene Ontology annotation, molecular function: guanylate cyclase activity; ATP binding; peptide receptor activity. The transcript has a single exon. The coding region runs from base 1 to 1551 and encodes 516 amino acids. Lineage: Eukaryota; Metazoa; Mollusca; Gastropoda; Lottiidae. Gene Ontology annotation, biological process: cGMP biosynthetic process; intracellular signal transduction; receptor guanylyl cyclase signaling pathway. The record is from RefSeq and is a predicted model, not a curated record.